UGUGGCACAGAUGCAAAUCUGUUCUCAUUGAUAAAUAGAUUAUUGUUUAAAAAAGAUUUAAAGUUAGAAAAAAGACCGUUUUAAUGUCGAAGGGAACGAAACGAUGGUUCCACUCAACAUUCGAUGAAGUCGUCGGAGCUGUUUCGCAAAAACAUUGUGAACCUCAGACUCACGAAAUAACGGCGAAGAAAACGAAGCUCAACGAUUCAAAUAAGUACAACGCCUCACGUUCAGUUGCCAAGGUGAAUACCAGCAACCCACGACCUACUGACUGGUCUGUUGAAUUAGCUCCGAAAACUGUUGCCGACCUAGCCGUUCAUCAGAAAAAGAUAGAGGAACUACAACAGUGGCUGCAAACGUACGAGCGAGUGAAAGACACCGAUCCGGUUGCCAUCCUGUUAGUUUCCGGUCCACCAGGCUGUGGCAAAAGUACGGCUGUGAGGACGAUAGCUGCAGAUCAAGGAUACCGGAUAGCAGAAUGGUCCGUACCUGUUGAUGUGGAUUUGUACUCUCGUGAGGAAUUCGAUUUUGAAGAUGUUCCUUAUGAGCACGUUACCUUUCGCGAGAAUCAGAGACUACAGUUUGAUAAGUUUCUGUAUAAAACGUCCCGAUAUUGUUCGAUAUUUGAAACAGAAACAGAUAAAAAGUUACUUUUAGUGAAAGAUUUACCAAACAUUUUUCUGCGGGAUCCGGAUGCAUUUCGUAGUUCAUUGGAAGCAUUCCAUGAUGCCGGAGCAUCACCGUUGGUGUUUGUUGCAACGGAAACAUCCAGCAAAAAGUUGGAUAUUAUGUACAACCUUUUUCCAUCAUCCGUUUUGCUGGAGUAUAAAAUCCAUCACAUAACACUGAAUAGUGUUUCUACCACUUUAAUGAGAAAGGCAGUCAAACGAAUCACCUCUUUAAUGGGUCGUAUCGAUAUGGAGCAUAACUAUCGAGUUCCUACUCAGGAGACGAUUGAUAGCAUCAUCUUGUCGUCGCAGGGUGAUUUGCGGAAUGCAACUAUAAACAUACAUUUUGCUUCUCUUAAAAAUGCUCCACAGUUAACGACAGAAUGUGUUAAUAUCCGAGAGGUCCUGAACAGUUCGGGAGCAGCUGUUGUAAAAGGUAAAAAUAAGAAAAAGGAGAUUAAAUUAAAAUCAAUCGGUUGUAACGAGAGUCUGACGCUGAUGCACGCACUUGGACGAGUUUUCAAUCCAAAGUUUGAGCAAACAAAUGGCAACCCAGGCACACAAAAGUUUCAUCACUCACCUGAGGACCUGACGGACUCGUUCAUUUCACAGCCAGGAUCGAUGAUUUCGCUACUGCAUUCAAAUUAUGUAGUGCGAUUUACUGAUAUAGAGGACGUCACUAGCGCGGCAGAUGCGCUUAGUCUAGCGGAUGUUAUUAUGAAUGAGUACCGUGAGGACGCUAUGGCCAGCCACGGUUUAAACAUUGUCGUACGUGGCAUGAUGGUAGCGAAUCGAAAAACCGCCAGCGGUUGGCAGCAAAUAAGGAAGAAAAAAACCUUCAGCAAACCCAGUAUCGGCUGUCACGACGAGGUGCUGAAAAAACAUGGUCUCGAAACGUCUUCUAUUUCAACAGGCCUCUUUAUUACCGAAUACAAACAUUAUCUAAACAUCAUACAAUCGGAACAAGGCUGGAACGUUAAUUGUACAUAAUAUUCCGUUUGCUUUUAAAUUGAUAUUGUGUUAUGUUGAUUAAAUUGAUUGUGUUAUGUGUGUCAAUUUUACACCAAGUCAAUCGCAUUUGAUUUAUAUGUAUAACAGAGUAAAA
Messenger RNA from Sabethes cyaneus, 1773 nucleotides. RefSeq names its product cell cycle checkpoint protein RAD17-like. The record is from RefSeq and is a predicted model, not a curated record. Gene Ontology annotation, biological process: DNA repair; mitotic DNA replication checkpoint signaling; DNA damage checkpoint signaling. Lineage: Eukaryota; Metazoa; Arthropoda; Insecta; Diptera; Culicidae. The coding region runs from base 84 to 1658 and encodes 524 amino acids. The transcript is spliced from 4 exons. Gene Ontology annotation, molecular function: chromatin binding.